This is a messenger RNA of Hippocampus zosterae (dwarf seahorse), 11675 nucleotides long. It is a transcript of the gene kif26ba, whose product is annotated as kinesin family member 26Ba. The transcript is spliced from 28 exons. Gene Ontology annotation, molecular function: ATP binding; microtubule binding; microtubule motor activity. Gene Ontology annotation, biological process: microtubule-based movement. Lineage: Eukaryota; Metazoa; Chordata; Actinopteri; Syngnathiformes; Syngnathidae. The coding region runs from base 684 to 7508 and encodes 2274 amino acids. The record is from RefSeq and is a predicted model, not a curated record.
CUGUGUGCCCACUUUUUGUGACGUUUUUUUGGUUCAGUGGUGGACCGGCAGAUUUAUCUAAUGUAAAACAAUGUGGCUCAUUAAAAGUUAGGAAACCCAUAUUCAAUAUUAGAUACGGUGCUAUCCUCAAGGUCGGGGAACGCGCCACAUGACGAGCAGAAUGACCAAAUUCUUCAGAGCGGGGUGGCCCCGCCCCCUCAUCCAGAUGUGCACCCCGCCGGCGUCGAGUCAGUGAGCGUCCGUCUUCAACAGAGCGCGGAGCUCCGCACAGUCAACAGGAGGCUGCUACCCGGAGAGACACUUUGGAUGAACAGAAACGAUCUGAACCGUCGCGUUCACCCCUCGACAGAAUCCUCGUUGUAACUGGACUAAUGCUCGUCGGUGGACUGCGUCCAUCGAGGUGGUUUGUUGUACCUGUUCAACCUGGUGCGUAAAAGGAUGACAAAAGCAAAACAGAGGCAGAUUCACUUAGAGAUCUUUUGAGAGAUUAUUUUAAGGUAACUCACCGAAAUAUUCUUUUUCGAAAAAAAAAUGAGGAAUACAAGUGGUUGCCAACUCGAAAGUGGUGCGAAGUCGCCUCCACAUUGAGGGGAUCCAAGUGCACUUUGCAGGGGCGUGUUGUUAAUUGAAAUCGAUCACGCGGUGUUCAUCCUCCUCUUCACCGUCCUUUGCACACCUUCAUCAUGACUUCACUAUCUGGGUCCAAGGAGAGAUCCGUGGCCGGCCGGGGCAGAAAGUACACGAUACCCGACACUUCCCCCACCAAAUCAGCCUCCUUUUUCCCGGACACAUGGUACCGAAAGGCUUACGAGGAAACCAGCCGAUCCAGCUCUCGACCCGCACCCGAAGGCGCAGGCUCCAUGCCCAGCUCAACGGGCACCCCUUCUCCUGGCUCGGGGAUCUCCUCACCAGGCUCCCUGUCUGGAUCGCCUGGGACCAUCUCCCCGGGGAUAUGCACCGGAUCUCCAGGUUCUCUUGGCGGAUCUCCGGGUUUUGGGACAGGCUCCCCGGCCUCGGGCAGUGGAAGUUCUCCUGGAAGUGAAAGAGGGAUUUGGUGUGAGAACUGCAACACAAGGCUGACGGAGCUGAAAAGACAAGCAUUAAAACUUCUCAUCCCGGGACCUUAUUCAAGCAAGGACCCGUCCUUCCCCCUCCUCCUCCAUGAUAAGCUGCAAUUCCCCAACAGUUCCCGGCGGGCAUGGAACGAGCAUGACAGUCGCUGUGACGUGUGCGCCACUCACCUCACGCAGCUCAAACAGGAAGCCGUGCGCUUGGUGCUCAUGCUGGACCAGUGGGAUUUGUCUCCCUCUUCGUCGCCUCCUCCCUUCUUUGGGCGCUACGCAUCCCAGGGAGCUUCCGGAUCCAGAGAAUGGCCCUCCUCUUUGCUCCCUUCCUCUUCCUCGUCAUCCGCCGCCGCCGUUUCACACCUCACACGUCCUUCAUCGCCGUCACCUUCCCCGAGUCUCAGCCAGACCCCGACACCAAGCCCCAGCCACGCACUGUCAGCCCCUGGUCACGGGAGUCCUUCUGCUGGACAGACGGCAUCCUGUACACCCUUGAACCAACAAGUGCACAGACUGGGCUCCAAACCCAGCUCGCUGGGGCUCGGAGGUGGGAUGGAAAGACGGAACGGUUCGCCUGGUUCUGCAAAAACGGCCUUGACCCAACAGCAAACUGUGAGUGCAGUAAACAGUCCAGGGAAUAGCAGUACGAACAGCAGUAACAACACCGCAGGUCAGCAGCAUAUGAACAGAACUAAUGGAGGAGUUACGCUCUAUCCGUACCAGAUCUCCCAGAUGGUGUCUGAGGCGUCCAGGGAAGGUUUGACCGAGGCUGCCCUGAACCGCUACAACACACACUCCCCUUCACACACCAAUUCAACACCACACACAAACUCACCCUCACAUACUGCGGCGACCACCACCACGUCACACAGCACCAGUUUGUCUGCGGCCUCCUUUUUUGCCAGAGCUGCACAAAAACUGAAUCUGACAUCCAAGAAGCGGAAGUUGAAGGCUGCCGCGACAGUGCCGCUGCCCGUGACUACAUCGGCGCCAACAUGCGACAGUCAAUUGUUCCCCACCAAUUUCAGCUCCGCCCUUCUGUCAGCCCCACCCCCGGCUCCGCCCUGCCUUCUCCGUGCAGCCAAUAAGAUCAAAGACACACCUGGUCUAGGAAAGGUGAAAGUGAUGGUGCGUGUAUGUCCGGCAUCUCAGUCCAACCUGGCGGAGUCCAGUUCUUUCCUCAAAGUCGACCCGAGAAAGAAACAGAUCACCAUCAUGGACCCUUCAACCAAUCAGACACCAAGCGCCGCCUCUCAGAAGAGAGUGGGCUCCAACCAGGUCCCUCCCAAGAUGUUUACCUUUGACGGCGCCUUCCCUCCUGAUGCGUCGCAGGCGGAAGUUUGCGCAGGAACGGUUGCCGAGGUGAUUCAGUCGGUCGUGAAUGGAGCAGACGGAUGCGUCUUCUGUUUUGGGCACUCCAAGCUGGGCAAAUCUUACACCAUGAUUGGCCACCACGACUCCCUGCAGACGUUAGGUAUCAUCCCCUGUGCCAUCUCCUGGCUCUUUAAGCUCAUCAAUGAGAGGAGGGAGAAAACAGGGGCCCGCUUCUCUGUCCGUGUGUCUGCAGUUGAGGUUUGGGGCAAAGACGAGAACCUGAAGGACUUACUCUCAGAGGUGGCCACUGGCAGCCUGCAGGAUGGACAGUCACCUGGGGUCUACCUGUGCGAGGACCCCAUCUGUGGUAUGCAGCUCCAGAACCAGUCCGAACUGCGUGCUCCGACACCAGAGAAGGCAGCCUGGUUCCUGGACGCAGCCAUCGCGGCCCGCCACAGCAGCCAACGUCACGACACCACCGAAGAAGACCACAGGAAUUCGCACAUGCUGUUUACACUGCAUAUUUAUCAGUACCGCAUGGAGAAGACGGGCAAGGGAGGAAUGUCGGGAGGUCGCAGUCGCCUCCAUCUGUUGGACCUGGGCAGCUGCGAUGUCGGUGUCCUCGAGGGCGGGGCGGUGGGGAAAGGCAGGGAAAAUUCUUCGGCCAGCUCGGCACCUCUUUGCCUUUCCCUGUCAGCUCUCGGCAACGUGAUCCUCGCCCUGGUCAACGGGAGCAAACACAUCCCGUACAAGGACAGCAAGCUGACCAUGUUGCUGAGGGAGUCGCUAGGCAACAUGAACUGCCGCACCACCAUGAUCGCUCACAUCUCGGCCUCGCCGGCGGAUUUUUCGGAAAGCCUCUCCACUAUCCAGAUCGCAUCCCGCGUCCUACGCAUGAAGAAGAAAAAAACUAAGGUCACCGUGCAGUACACCUCCAGCUCCUCUGGAGGAGAGAGCUCCUGCGAAGAAGGUCGCAUGCGUCGGCCCACCCAUUUGCGGCCUUUCCAUCACCGCGGCGACCCCAACUCAGACCUCCCACUGCUGCGCCUGUCCAAUGACCCGGACGAACAAUAUUCAAGUAGCGAGCAGUCAUGCGACACCGUCAUCUACGUGGGUCCCAACGGGGCCGCUGUGUCAGAUCGGGAGUUGACAGACAACGAGGGUCCACCGGAGUUUGUGCCGAUAAUUCCCGCCCUGCUGCGAGCAAAAUCAGAGACGCUACAAAGUCAGGCGGUCCAGAAGCAGGUGCAGCCCGAGCCUGAGAGCCAAGACCAGCAAGGUGGACCAUCUCAGGCUCAGUCGAUACUAGGACAGCCUUUGGCCCCUGUGCCUGAGGAAGGGGCCGAGUGCCUAAAAUGCAACACCUUUGCUGAGCUGCAGGAAAGACUGGACUGCAUUGAUGGCAGUGAGGAGGUGGCAAAGUUUCCCUUUGAGGAGGUUCUGGUCUGUAAACAAGGAUCCAAAGAUCCACGUUUCCCUUCUGAGGAUUCAGUCAGUCCCACUGAGAAUUCCUCUGUUGCUACAUUGGACACAGAGGCCAAAACAGGAGGUCCAGUCCAGCUCACUUCCUCCUCGACAGAACAUUCUAGAAGGAAGACCAAUGAAGAGCAGCUGCAAGAUAUCAAAGAGGUGGUGGAGGAGGCGGAGCUGGCUCAGACCAUUAUCCACAGUCUGGCUCAGAGUUCCGGGUCCACCUUCGUGUCUGGCAGUAGGAAUGUGACAGGAAGCAAUGCAUCAAACCCCCUUCACAGGUCCAAGGCCUCACUCCAGCAUGACAACCGUGAAAAUCUGACCAUGGGAGUUAACACUGAGGGGAAGACACGGCCACUGGGAUCCCCACGCCUUGGAAUCGCCAGCCUGACGAAAACCUCAGAAUACAGGCCUCCGUCCUCGCCGUCUCAACGGUGUAAAGUGUACACUCAGAAGGGAGUGAUACCAGCAACAUCCCCACUGGCUUCACACACUUUGGCUCAGGAGGGACAAGCAACAGAAGCCUUGAACUCUGACAACAGCCUGGCUGCAGACAGCGGUCGUUCCUCCACCAAGUAUCCACUAUCCAGAACAUCUCCUGUUGGUAUGAGUCCACAAGUCAAAGAUCCAACUCCAUCCCUGUCUACCAGCCUGGGCUCCGCAGAAACACUCUGUGAUGAUGAUGUCCCUCCGAUACCCUUGGAUACACAUCGGGAUGGACUAGCUGGACAUCACUUGCUGUGUGACGAGCUAUCAGUAUACACAGGGGCUGCAGGAGAAGAGGAGGCACUCGAUGACACAGCUCUCAUGAUGACACAGCGUCUGACCUGUCGCCCACCGAGCAUUAUCAGCUUCAAUAGUGACUGCUACUCUGUGGACGCCCAGCCCUGUGGAGUUCUCACGAGCCCCGUUGAGGAUGGAGCUGCAGAGAGCUUUCGUGUGAUUGCAACAAGCUCUGCGGUUACAGAGGUUGUCGCCAUGGCAGAGGUGACAAUGGCCAAGCUGCACAUGGAGGGGGAUGCGAUUGCCUCGGUGAUGACCCCUAUUGCCUCUUGGAUGAGUGAUCUGAGUGGGUGCAGUGAGGGUGAUCACUCACUUCACAGCUUCAGCCAGUCCCAAAGUCAUCAAGGGGAAGCCUUGGCUGAACACAACCUAAUUUCCUUGGGACUAGAUGGGGCAGGAGAUAAUGGAAGCAGUGGAUGUUUUAGAAGAGGGAGUUUAGAUGGAGUUAUGUCAGAGAACAGAGGGGUGAAGGGAACGCAAACCAAGGACAGUUUGAGAAAAAUGCCUCCAUCUAUGGCUAAAACAACCAUCCAGUCUUUGACAGCACUUGGGAGCCACUCUACCUUCAAGACCCCAAUCAGUACUCACUCCUGUGUAGCUAUCAAACAGAUGGCCAUGCAGGAACCUACUCUCUGCUCCUCACCAACAAAAUUAAACACACAGCAGUUGGCUUCCAUUUCCAGUGAGAUGAACUUUGAGGACCCUUGGCUGGUACGUGUACUGGAGGAUGUGAGGCCCAAUGAGGUAGUCAGGCCAGUGAAGAAUGAUGCGGAGCAUUCAAAGAGCCAAUCAGGGCAGAGGACUGAAACAGCUGGAAAUGGGAACCUUGAAAAUUUCUGCAGGGAUGUUGAAGAACAUGGUGGGUCGAGUUCAAACGGAGAGGUGGUAUCAUCUCCAGACUCCUACAAGAGAGUAGUGGAUGGUUGUGAAAUGGUCACUGGUGUUGCCCAAGGAGAAUGUCUGGCUGAUACCUACAACCCAGAAAUCCACCGAACCGCCAGUCUCCCUCGUGCCUGGCAUCGUCUGAACCGCCAUGACGGCUUAGAUAACACAACUGAGUACAAGAAUUUUGGUACCACCUCUUCAACACCCUGCAGUCCGCGUGCCACACUUGACCGCCGGGGAUCAACUGGAAAACAAGGCUUUUUCUCCCACAAAAAGAGUGGGAUCCCGCCUUUGCCACCUGUACGCAAAUCCAGCCUUGACCUUCGUAACAGGGCAGCCAGUCCAUUAAACCAGCCCAUUCAUGAGGUCUCUAUGCCGGGCAGCUCUACAGAUGAAUCAUGUGCCAUCAGACAACAUGUCUCCAGUAUCGACAGUGGUAGACUCUUUAGCGCUAAGCUGGAGCAACUUGCAAGCAGAACUAACUCUCUUGGCCGAGCCCACAGUGGAUCGCACCACUAUGACUGCUUCUCCCUUGAAAGGGCUGAAAGCCUCCGGGGGGGAGGAUGUAAGGGAGAUGGCUCCAUACCCCGUACAGGUCGCAGUCUUACUCGUGCCGGAAACGGCUUUGGAGGUAGUUCUGGUCCGAGCAGUGCCCCGCAGUCGCCUGCCAAAUCAAGCGGUCAGUCAAAGAUCUCAGCUGUCAGUAAGCUGCUGAUGACCAGUAGUCCCAAAUCCAGGAGUCUGUCUGCCUCCAGCACCAAGACUCUCAGCUUUUCUACGAAGUCUCUGAGCCAAGCCUCGAGUAGAAGCUCAAGCCUUCCCCCUAAUGGAAAGCCACAAAGCACCAUUCAGGGCCCUGUGCAGCAGCAGGGACCCUCUCCUGCAUCCUGGUCUACGCAGUCUCUGAGCCGCAGUCGAGGGGGGAGUUUGGCUGCCAAGCUGCCCCUGCGGGCUGUUAAUGGCCGUAUCUCAGAGCUUCUCCAAGGAAGUGGAGGUUCACGUUCCAGGAAUCAUGCCCAUGCAGGGGGUGCAGAUUCAGCGGAGGAGAAAGUAGUUGGAGGGACAAGUGGAGGGGCACUGGGAGCAGGAGGUGUUCUUGGAGGAGGGCCAGGGGAGGAACGGACAGCAGCGGUCCAAAGCCUUCCGUCUCCCUAUAGCAAGAUCACUGCUCCACGAAAACCACAUCGCUGCAGCAGUGGCCAUGCUAGCGACAACAGCAGUGUCCUGAGUGGUGAACUACCUCCGGCCAUGGGUAAGACGGCCUUGUUCUACCACAGCGGAGGCAGCAGCGGCUACGAGAGCAUGCUAAGAGACAGCAGCGAGAACACAGGAAGUACUUCCUCGGCUCAAGACUCGCUCAGUGAGCACAGCUCCGCCACCACCUCCUCCAGACGCAGCUCCAAGAGCAACAAGAAGGGCAGGAGCAACACUGGACACUUAGGAGGUCUCCAGCGUCGUCGGUUGAUUCCGGCACUGACCUUGGACUCCUCUUCGUCUCCUCACCGCACCGUCAAACAGUCAGCCACGUCCUCUUCUUCCUCCUCCUCCAGCCCAGGUGCAUACUGGGUGGAUGGUCCACUGGGACCGCCCGCCUCUGCAAACCCACGAGGUCCGGGAGCCAUGGCGGAGGCCUUUGAGAUCAAGGUGUAUGAGAUUGAUGAUGUCGAGCGCCUGCAGAAGAGGAGGGACAAGGGGGCGGUGUACAUCAAUGGCAAGCUUCGCCUGCUGGAGCACCGUCAGCAGCGCAUCAGCGAGGUGCGAGCCAAAUACCAGUGCUUGAAGAAAGAGCUGGAACAGACCAAGCAGCACCUGAUGCUGGAGCCUCACACAUGGACCACCGAGUUCGAGCUCCAGCAGGUGUACGAGGUGGACUCACUGGAGUAUUUGGAAGCUCUGGAGACGGUGACGGACAAACUGGAGAAUAGAGUGAAUUUCUGCAAAGCUCACCUGAUGAUGAUCACUUGCUUCGACGUGUCAUCCAGACAUCGGUAGCCGCGCAGCGGGAUGGUGCAACACUUUUUCUGUCAAUAUAAAAACUGUUCCCAAAUAAAUGCUUCUUGGCUGGAAUAUAAAAAAAAUAAAAGGGGGUGGGGGGUUCUCGUGAUGAACUGAUCCAAUAACCCCCACUCCAUCUCCACUUGAAGGUAAGCAGGACUGGUGAUGGAUGAAUCAAUUCGAGAUGUACUGAGCUAAACGGCCAUUGGAGUGAGCCUGUCUGUUCAUCUGGAAGGGCAGAAGAGCAUUUACGUUUACGAGGAAGCUUUCAAACAACCAACUGGUGGAAAAGGACCCAUACUGCCAUGUCUCUUUUUUUGUUGAUUUUAUAGCAUCUUAUAUCCGGAGCUGAAACAAGUACGAAACAGGAAUCCAGUGCCCACGGCAUGCCCUGGUUUGCAGUCAUUAAAAAAAGACCAAGAGCCGGUCAGAGUAAAAAGGACAAAUCAACUUGAUGAGAAAAAGUGCCUUGAUAACAUUUCAAUAAUAACAACAGUACAUACAGUUUGGUGCUAACAUAGUAAAACAUACAAAAAGAUGAGUUUCUUUGAUGGAUUCAUUGCAGUCUGGAAAUAUGACACAACUGUGGGUCACUAUUUCCAUAUAUGGUCAAAAUCCUAUUGGGCAGGGUUCAAGUUAUGCGGGAGCCGAGGCCCAGAAAGUAAAUUCAUCCAUCUGUGGGGGUCUAUUAUGAUCGAGCCAUCUAUUUUUUAUGGCACUCGUCUUCAUUAUGGUCACGGGUAAGCUGGAGCCUAACCCAGCUGACUCCAAACUCCAAAAGUAGAACAGUGUUGCCUUGAGAUAUGAAUUGACCCCAUUCAUGAGUAUGUUUGCAACUCAAAACACUGCUAUCUCAAAUUAUCUUUCCUUAUUGUCGUGAAUGGAAAUACCAUGUGAAAAAUGUUUCUGAAUGAAGAAAAUAUCAUGCCUUUACUUUGUAAAAGCAUAUAAUUAUACCAGAAAUGGGAUGUGAUGAAUUACGAUGAAUACAUUCAUUCGGGUGUGUGCGACAAAGAGUUUCACUUAGGUGCUGUAAGUGACUCACUUAUCUGCAGUGAAAAUAAUCAUUUUUAAGAUAUCCUUUAUAUCAGAGAUUUAGCAGAGAUUAAAGAAUAUAUCCAUGUGGGUAUUACUAUCUGUCCGCAUUAUAAUAAUUAUGACAUUGCUAGUGGACUUAGAGGUAAAGUCAUGUGGUGGUUUAUGAUUAGUUUGACAGUAAACUCACCGGGAGUUCAUUAAACGGUAUGAAGCCUCUUUUUCUGAGGAUUUAUUCACUUUGCCAGGCUAUUGCAUGUUGUGAACUGAGCCACUCCCACUAUACAGUACUCACUUCUCAAAAGUUUCUGACAGCAAGUUAACAACAAUUCGUAUCUCGAAAAAUUCGGAAGUCGGGUAACCCUGAUCCGAGGCAACACUGUACUAUGUAUAUUAAAAACGACUGGGCUCUACAAACCUAACAAACUGAUUUAGUUUGUUGUGUCAAGCUAACGCUCAACUCGAACCCUGCUUAUACAGGACGUUUACAUUGGCCAAGAGACCUCAAUUAAAUAACCUUAAAAAAAGUAAACAAAUUCAAUGGAAUCAGGUUAUUUAUACUAUAAAUACAUUUAAAAGGGACCAAAUAUCUGAUGGAACUUAAGUCAGCACACAAUGUUUAAAAAAAAAAAUCUUGUUCAUUUUGGUGCUGUUUUAAGCUUGACUUUUUACACUCAAACGUUCCUACGCUGCUAACUGAUGUAAGGAUGUGAAGGCUUUUCCGUGUCCGCAAAGCAGCGCAGGAAUGUUUCUUUCCCCACGGCACAUCCAUCGAUCGACGCACGUCUGUUAUUUGUAUCCGUGUUGUUCUGCUCUAUUUGUAAAGACACUCAAUGACUUGUCAAUGUAUGUGUAUGUGUGUUUUCUAAUAACCAAAGGCAAUGGGACCAUGUAGAGAUUCUAGCCGCAUUCAGUAUGUCUUUGGGGGGAUAUGAUGCGUCUUCGCGGGUACCGCUCACGUCGGCGAAGUUUUCUCGACAUUAUGUCAUGGAUCUGCAACACUUCAGCUAAUGAAGCGUUCGCAGAGACGUCAUGUUCGCAAUUAGUGAUAGCCUCAGAGGCAGUAAAUUGGGGUACGCCAUGAAAGAGCUAUUCGCCAUGGAAAAUCGAGCUUACGUUUAAUUGAAUAACGCCGUUAGAUAAGUACUGCAUUCCUACGGUGCCAUUAUCAAUGGUAGAAAGUGGCAUGGUUUUUGUCUAGGAAGGAAUUAUGGCCAAAAAGGUGAUAGGUUGCGGCAGUGUAGUUCUGCCUGUCACCACAAACAAAAAAUAUUGACACCUAUUAAUAUAUAAUGAAAUGAAUGCGAUCUAAAGGGAGGGGGAAAAAGAUGAAAUUCAGAGGCAGUGAUCUCUGCUGGUUUCUGUGUCUUCUACAUGAUUUGAUAUCCUUCUCGAUGGUGCUUGAGAUGUUUAUGCUCUAAAUGUUUGUACAAAUAUAAAUCUAUGGAAGAGUGAUUUGUGUCAAAAAUAACCUUUUAAAAAAAUAUUUUACGUCACUAUAGCAGCUUGGAUACUUCACUACCCUUGUCCUUCUCCUGAGCGAUUUAUUUCUCAGUGUUCAAUGGAUGCCAAAUGAGAGGAGAGAAGGUAACAUUGGGUAGCAGGAAAUAAACUGUGUGAGGUUAUGGACCUUUCCAUGGCUGGCUGACUAAGUGAAAGUCAUUUAUCUACACAUGCGGAGGCAGACGGGAGGUAAUCUCCUGGGAACGGCCGAAACGCUGAAGCAUGUUUGAUAAACUGGCCGUGUGAUGUGUUUAUACACAAGAGUGCGCAACAUCGGAAUGUUUCCUAUUUUCUCUCAUAGUGCAUCAAAGUCUAUUUAUUUCAGCUAUUGUGUAUUUAUUUAAGCCUUACCACGUUUCAAGGUUACUAUGCAUUUAAGAUUAAAAAAAAGAUAACUGUAUAUACUUUGCCAUACACAUUAGAUAUACUAAAUAUGCUUUUCAGCUCCAAAAUGAUUCCUACAUUGGUCAUACUUACUGUUAGGAUGAAUCUUUUUAGCUGAAAAUUAUACAAUAAAGACAACUAACUGUAAACGGUAAUUUAAAAAAAUGCUAUUCUCUCUAACUUUUUAAUACAUUUUGGCAAACAAACAAAUAAAUAAAUGGAAAUGAUUCCAAAUUUGCAAGAAGUCAAAAUAGUUCAUAUGGUGCGCUAAGGAUAAAACAACCUGUUGGGGGGAAGACAAAAAAAACGAUGGAAACAUGGACUAUCACAUUCUGGUUUUAUUUUCAGUUCAAAUGUGUCCAAGGUAUGAAUAAUUGGAGCUUCAACUGUAUAUACGAUGCACAUAUCAAUUAUAUGCCCACCUUGUACUGUAUUUCUUUUGGCCAUAUUGAGAGUUGAAAACAAAACAAAAAAAACCACACACACACAUACACACAAAAAGAGGAAAAUGCUUUGAAGAAUUUGAGUAUAUGAAACAGUAUUUACUCCAGUUAAGGAAACCCCGUCCUUGAAGUCGGUUCAUGGCCAAAUAUCUUUUUGAUGUUUGUGGAUGUCGGAAUUGACAACUCGAAGUGUUCAUUUUGUCGAAAAACCAAGUUAACUCAAAUCUCUGGUUACAUUGUUCAACAGCUGUGUGGUAAAUAUUUUAACCAGAGAUGCAUGCAAACUUUUUUAGAUACAAUCAUUUGUGGGUUGUGCCGUUUCUAAAUCUGCCCUUGUUUUUUUUGUGUGUGUGUGUGGGGGGGGGGGGGGGGGGGGUUCCCUUGAGCACAUCAGGUUUGCAUUCCAAUAGUUAUAAAUUAAGAGUUAGGUUCAUCAAGUUUUUUGUUGUUUUUUUCUGAAAGGUCAUUGCUAUAAAUUGCAAUGCAUAGGUCAAAUUCGAAAAUAUCUAAAAAACCUCAUGUGCAAGGGGGAAAAAAGCACAUUUUUCAAAUCUGCGUCAAAAAUACAAUUAGGGACAAAUAAAGCCAUCUCUGGUUGAAAUGUGUUUUUUUGUCAGUCGUAAGUGCCAAUCUAUAGAAGGGACGAUUCAACAAUGUCAUAACAAGUGGAGGUCAGUGUGAAAAAUUCUGAAGCACGUCAAGUGUGAUAUUCUCUGUGCAUGAUUGGGGUCUUUUUGACACAGCGUGUCGGUGGACAAACAAGAUGGCCGAAUGUAAAUAAAGGAAUGUAUUCAACCAA